Chilo suppressalis (striped riceborer) is the source of this 1852-nucleotide messenger RNA. Lineage: Eukaryota; Metazoa; Arthropoda; Insecta; Lepidoptera; Crambidae. The record is from the annotation of a GenBank genome assembly.
CUGUGGUCGUUGUCAAAAAUGUAAAUAAACCCAGGUCCUGAGUACAGACCAUUUUCAGUUUUGUAGAUUUCUUAUAAACUUUAAUUAUUAUAAUGUCGAUAUGGUAAUUAAACACUACGAAAAUGUCUGUAACUACAAUAAUAAAUUCAGUACGCCAGUAUUUGGUUUCACAAAGCAUGUACACUGACGACGAAUGGCUCUCAGGGUGUGUAGAGUAUUUAAAAGAUGACAGUGGUAGUAACCUUAGUGAACAGGACAUUAAAAAUUUGGCUAGAGAACAAUGGUUAUUGAAUGAUUUAAAAGAGAUAUGCCCUGGGUCCCUGCCAAAUAACUUGAAAGAAUUAAAGAAAACUGUAUUAAAUGGAAAGUUUGUGCUUCAAAUAAAUUCUGCAGUGGAUAUAGGUACUCCAGCUUAUCAGCAAUAUUUGAAGUUGCAAAAAGUUAACAUGGAAAAUAUAGAAGCUACAACCACUUUUGAAGAUAAAAUAUCCAGUCAUAGAAUGAUCAAAUUGUAUCUUACUGAUGGUGUGCAAGAUGUGUCAGCAAUAGAGUAUAGACCUAUGAGAAAUUUAAGCUGUGAUAUCACACCAGGCUGCAAGGUACUAAUCAAAGGACCCAUAGAAUGCCGUCGAGGUGUGCUUCUCUUGACCGAAAGUGCGAUCGAAUUGCUCGGUGGAGAAGUGCAGGAGAUUGCCAUUUCCAACUCUCUUGCUGGACUAUUGUCUUCCAAACUUGGCGUGCCAUUAGAGUCCGCUCAUAACUCGACAAUAGUACAAACCAGAAAUACGAAUGUUCCAACACCCCAUUCACACGUUCCACCCCGACUUGUUGAAACGCAAACGCAAGACCAGUCCUCUCGCCCCGUGGCUAUAGUUACAAGCCUUCAAGUAGCACAUGGCAUAGCAGAUGACGAUAUUGACAUAGAUGAUAUAGCAGCUAUAGAAGCAGAAUACUGCAACCCCGGCAAAAGACCGCUAAACGAGGCAAACACGAAACCGGACAAGAAGCUCAAAACCGAAGUUGUCAAAACUGCCAAUAACCGUGCUGAUGAGUAUCCCGGUGAAGACGAAUGCUUCUUCGACGAGGAUGAGGAUUAUUUACGCGAAGUCGAAGCUCAAAUCGAAGCGCAGGAGAAAGGCUGUACCGGAAAGAACGCGGGAUCCAAAAUAUUGCCUGCAGCACCUAAAAUUUUGCCUACAGGACCUAAAAUAUUGCCAUCAGAACCUUUCGUUUACAUUAAACAGAUUAACGAUAUGAAGGAAGCCGAUAGAGCGGGCAGAGUCUUCAGGGUUAAAGCUCAAAUUAUGAAACUGUUGUCCAAAUUGUCAGUGGGGAAGGACGGUUGGAGUUUACGGUGCACAAUCAUAGAUGGCACUGGCGGUAUAGAUGUAGAUUUCACAAGCGAUGUCCUAUCGAAAUUGGUUGGAUUCACACCGCAGGAAAUGAAUUCUAUGAAGAAAAAGAUGGCUACGGAUCCGUCGGUUAAAGAAAAGGCAGUCUCGGCAUUACAGAAGGCGAAAGAUACUCUGCAAGUGUUAUACUGUAUUAUAGAAUUGACAAUAUUAGAAGUACCCAAGAUUACUGCACUAGUGCCAUUCGAUGAAACCCAUGUUCAGUUGCUCAACAGAAGAAUACAAGCUUGUUACGAAUUAUACCAUUAAAGUUAUUGUUAUAAAACUAUCCCCUGUUUAUUGAAAUACCCUGUGUAUUUUUUUCUGUUAAUGGUCUGCACAGACGAGCAAAUUUUGUUCACGUAGGACAAAUUUCCUUUGAAUCGUGUAAAAAAUGUCCGCCGGGGACUUGUCGCGGACUCAACGCAAUAUUUAUUGCCCGAAAAUUUAGAGAAGCGCAC